AUGGUUCAUGUCCACAAUCACAACCAUGGGCCCAGCCUGGAGGGACGAAGUCCUGACCGUGGCGAUGACGGACAAGAAGUCACCGUGGUUUACGUGACUGCCUCCGCAGACUUUGAUGGUCCUAUAGGUGGUUAUGUAACAGGUGAAGACCCAAAGACGAAGACCGCGGCGGCUCCCACAGUCGGCGUUGGUCCUGCGGUUCAACAGAGUCGCACAUCGACGAAGGAAGAGCCAACUACGACUAAGGAACCAACGAAGAAAACUACGGCAGUGGAGACGAAGCCAACAGCCACGACCAAGAUCGAGACGACUGAGACCACCAAGGAACAGCCGACUAAGACGGAAGAGACUACCAAGGCAACUGAGAAAGAGACAUCCACGACCGAUGAGAAGAAUACUCCCACCGCAAUGACUACCUUCUCAACAGCUACCUCCUCCACAUCCUCCUUGUCCAAUACUGGCUUGGGAGAGGCUGCUUCCACGCACACGUCGUCUUCGGAUAAAUCAGCUGCUUCAUCAACUGCUCUUCCUGGAGCUUCGGGUUCUGAAGGUCUCACAGGAGGUGCAAAAGCGGGUAUUGCGAUAGGUGUAAUUCUGGGAGUUGGCCUGAUCGCGGCUCUCAUUUUCUUGUUCAUGCGUAAAAAGAAGCAGGGCCAGAAAAUUGACGAAAUAGAGCCCGAAAAUGAGAAAGCAGUUGCUGCUAGCAGUGUAGCACCUCCCCCGCCUCCGCCAAAAUUCGAGCCGAUGACUCCUACCAAUCCACCGCAGCUCAAUGUUCGACCGGUGACCCAGUUUGCACCCGAUCUCACGCCCUCUGCCACCGGCGCUCUCCCUGCGGCUGGUGCAGGCGCAACACUUGGAGCAGCCGCCGCUGCAUCGCGCAACCUCACCGAACACACCUCACCACCCCACACUCCGCAGUCGAAUGCAGGCACCUCAAAUCCUUUUACUGACCCGGUGAAUCCCUUCAGCAACCAGGCGGAGGCACCAUCCCCCAGUGACGUGGCUAGACCGAUUACCCCUCCAACUGCGCCUGAGACCAUGGUGCCUCCAAAUCCGGUUCCUGCUGAAGCCGCUGUGGAAACGACUGCUGCCGGUGCGGCGGUGGCUGCAGUGGCUGUCAGUGCUGCAAUUCCUUCAUCCAAGUCCACCGAGAAUGACCAUCCCACUCAACCUGAAAGCUCCAAGCCCAAGACUGAUUCCCAGCCUGAACGUGCGGAGACAAACCCUGUCAAUGCUCCAGAUGGCAAUGAGGGGCCUGCUCCUAGUCCUGCUGUUGUCACUGCAGUGCCUGCGUUUGGUCCUUCUGAACAUGGUCCACCUCCACCUCCGGCUCCUACCAAUGUGCAUCGCGUACAGAUGGACUUCAAUCCUUCCAUGGAAGAUGAAUUGGAGCUCCAUGUCGGUCAGCUUGUUCGGCUUCUCCAUGAGUACGAUGACGGUUGGGCUCUCUGUGUUAAAAUGGAUCAUUCACAGCAAGGAGUGGCCCCUCGUUCAUGUCUCUCUUCGCGCCCUGUGAAGCCUCGAGCUCGCCCACCUCCGGGGGCCGGCCCCGGUCCCGGUCCACGUGGUCCCCCAAUGAUGGCACCCAAUGGCCCUAUGCCUCCUGGUGCCAUGCCCAAUCCUCGUUUCUAUCCCCAAGGUGGACGCCCAAUGUCUCCUGCUCGACCGAUGUCGCCAGCGCGUCCCAUGUCCCCAGCACGUCCCAUGUCCCCAGCACGUCCCAUGUCUCCUGCUCAUCCUGGCUAUGCUGGGCCUCCGGCACCACGUCCUCACCCACAGCGCCCAAUGUCCCCUGCUCAAUUUCCUGCUCCCCGAUCAUUCUCGCCAGGUCCAGGCCCUCGACCAAUGCCGCCUCGUUCGAUGAGCCCGGGUCCUUAUGGUCCCCCAGGCAUGCAACGACCGGAGAUGCCUAUCAACCAGCGGCAACGUAGCAACAGUGCUGGCGGGCCAGUUCCACGCACCGCCGGGUCACCAGGACCGAGCCCCUUGGCUGCUCCUAGAACCCCACCUCCAUCAGGCGCACUGCCAGCAAUUCCCAACCCGGCCCUAGCCCCUGCUCCGGCCCCGGUCGAAGCUCCAGCCCCGGGAAGUAAUAUACCACCCCAGUGA
Molecule: messenger RNA, 2112 nt
Organism: Aspergillus bombycis
Lineage: Eukaryota; Fungi; Ascomycota; Eurotiomycetes; Eurotiales; Aspergillaceae
Product: SH3 domain protein
Exons: 1
Coding region: 1-2112 (703 amino acids)
Molecular function (GO): protein binding
Source: RefSeq, a predicted model, not a curated record